This is a messenger RNA of Aureobasidium musti, 996 nucleotides long. The record is from the annotation of a GenBank genome assembly. NCBI's taxonomy places the organism in Eukaryota, Fungi, Ascomycota, Dothideomycetes, Dothideales, Saccotheciaceae.
GGAAGCAAAUUGCUAGCUGCGCUGGAUCGCGAAAAGGGUGUCGACCACAAACUCGAACGCCAAAAGAAACAGCAAAAAGCCGCCGAGAAGAGAAAGAGAUCGAGAAUUGAGGAUCAGGAAGACGAGGCUGUUCUCGAGAAUGCGAUAAAGAAGGCUGAGGAGACUGUGUCGGGUGCUGCUGGUAAGAAGGACAAGAAGGGUGCAAAGCGCGCAAAGGUCGAGCAAGAGGAGGAAGUUGAGGAAGAGGAUGAGGAGUGGGAGACUGAUGAUGAGGAUAAGACGCAUGCUUCCUUUGCUCUCUCCUCCAAGCUCCCCUUCUCUGAGAACCAAACCAUUGUCAGCGACGCCCCCACCGAGAUCCCCGAUAUCGAUGACGACCUGAACCGCGAACUUGCCUUCUACAAGCAAUCCCUGGAUGCAGUUACCAAGGCUCGCGGUCUCCUCAAGAAGGAAGGUGUGCCGUUCUCUCGCCCUGCAGACUACUUUGCUGAGAUGGUCAAGAGCGACGAGCACAUGGGCAAGAUCAAGAGCAAGUUGAUCGACGAGGCGGCGAGCAANAAGGCCUCCGCCGAAGCACGAAGACAGAGAGAUCUCAAGAAGUUCGGCAAGCAAGUCCAAGUCGCCAAGCUGCAAGAGAGAAGUCGCGAGAAGAAGGAUACCUUGGACAAGAUCCAGCUUCUCAAGAGNAAAAAGGGCGAAGACAUUGGCAACGCAAACGAAGACGACAUGUUCGACGUCGCCCUCGAGGACGCCGCCGAGACGGAAAAGAAAGACAAGGCCGCUCGCAAGGCCGGCGGUGCCGAUUCGCGCGGAGGCAAGAACAACUUCAAGCGCGUCAAGCGCGACGAAAAGUACGGCUUUGGAGGCAAGAAGCGCUUCUCCAAGAGCAACGAUGCAAAGUCAUCAAGCGAUAUGAGCGGCUAUUCGUCAAAGAAGAUGAAGGGCGGAAAGAAAGCUCAAAGACCUGGCAAGAGCAGGCGUGCAAACAGAGCCUAA